AUGGCCGAUUCAUCCACACCCGCUGCGAGCGGUGAAGGUGGAGCUCCAGCCUCAGCCGGCGCAGGAGCAGCAGCAGCAGCAGCAGCAGCAGCAGCAGCAGCAGCAGGUGCUGUCGGAGCCCCAGCAGGCGGUCCAAGACGACGAGAACGAGCGCCAGCAACCGGUUUCUUUGAUAAUCCGAUCGUCAAGUCUUUGGCGCAGGCUUAUAUGGUCUACAUCGUCGUGAAUUGGGGUCGUGAGUAACACCUCCGCAAGGCUGGCUCGUCUCUGGGCACGGGGGGGAAACGGAAGGGAGGGAUGCUGAUGCCUCGUUCGGGCUUCAUCCCCUGAUGAUGACAGUACGAUACCUUCCCGGAACAAGUCAACAUGCCAGCGCGAACGGGAUCAAAGCCUUGGUACCUCCAGCCUCCGGAGGCGCACCUUCCUUGGUGCCCGGAGGUGGUGCUCGGUCCAAUCCCGUUACAGUUGGGGAUCAACGCACCGUCACUUCGACGACGAAAGGUGCCGGGGUCGGUGUAGGACGACCUUUGGAGACGUUGGUAGCGGUUUGGGAGGAAGGCUCUUUGCUCGUCAGUUGGUUCUUCGGACGUGGCGCAGAUUCAAGACUGCUCGGCGAGGGUGUAGGCUCAGCUCUCUCUCUCUCUCUCUCUCUCUCUCUCUCUCUCUCUCUCGUUCUCUUGCUCUUCCUAUAGGACGUCAUCGCUCGGUUAUCAACCUCUCUCGACGGUGAUGCAUCGACCGAUGGAGCAGUUUUACCCGAGGUCAAAUGGGACCGAAUCCCGUACGCUUCAGGAUGGGAGACCAAGGUCUUUGAGGCAGAGUUCGAAGUGCCCAAGGUACGUUCCAGGACCCAAGCUCAUUCGCAAGCUGUCUGAUGCGCGCUACUGAUUGGAUGGCGAGUGUUCGAGUAGAGUGUUCAACACAACGCUUCGCUUUAUUUGGAUGUGUUCGUCACUCGGGCCGAUGCGAGUAUCGAUCAAGAGCAGAGGUUGCAUGUUCGGAAACGUAAGUUUUCUCCAUGGACAGAUCCGAGAGAGGAGAGAUCGAUCAGCUACCAAUCAGAUAACUUAUUUCGAAUUCGAUCUCUCUCAGUCCUCACGCGCUACAUGCCGCUUCGCAAAGUGCGCCACGCCAAAAAAUUGAUCGGAUCCUCUAAACCGACCGAAGAGGAAUUGGCGAUCGAAGCGAUCGAAAUUGAACGCGAAAAGAACGAGGUCAAACCCAUCGUCUCCUACUACCACCCCAACGUUACUUUGGAGCUCGUCACGGGAUCGGGCAACGUCUCGUACACGAGCCUACCCGAUCCCUUGAAGGUGCACGUUAGAAAGGCUGGGGAGAGCAAGGAUGAGGCGGGGAAUGGGUACAUGUACCCUGUCCUGUGGGCGAACGAUUUUUGGUUAAUGAAGGAACAUAUGCAGCCGAUCAAUGAAUCGACGAGGUUAGUGACUGAGAUGGACGGAAAGUAUUUCUGCGAGACGGACAGAUCAAUGUUGACUUUCUUCCGUCUUUCGCUUUGCUCAGUCGCCUCCCUAUCCGUAUCGAACUCAAGCCGAUCAGUCACUUCAAGUGGACUAUCUUUGCCACGCUGGAAGACUCGAUGGCCAAAUCGAGUCAAUCUGCCGCGCCGGGGACCGGUGAUGCGUUUGAUGUCAUCAAGAGAAUCUUUGGCAAGUGACAACUCGAGCUGUUAGGAUGAUCAUAACAACAGAGCGUCUAACAGUACGAUGUUUCGAUGUUUCGUUUGCAGUCGAGGGCAACCCUUACAUGCUGAUCGCGACGAUCGUGUGCUCGAUCCUACACAUGGUCUUCGAGUUCCUCGCCUUCACUUCGGACGUCAAGCACUGGCGCUCCAAGAAGGAUCUCGUCGGCGCUUCGGUCAACACCAUCAUCACCAACGUCGUCGUGCAACUGAUCAUCCUCCUUUAUCUGAUGGACCACAACGAGGAUACCUCAAAUGUUAUCCUGUUGACUCAAGGCUUGGGUCUGGCGGUCGAAGCGUGGAAGAUCACCAAAGCCGUCGACAUCUCUGUCGUGCCCCAAACCGCCGGUGGCGUCUUGCCUUACAAACUCCUCAUCAAGGACAAGCACGUUCUCUCGGAGGAGGAGAAGCGCACACAGGAAUACGAUCGCCUCGCAUUCCGCAUUGUAGGUUACGCGACUGUACCUUGCCUCAUCGCGUACACGCUUUACUCGCUCUACUACAACGAACAUAAAGGAUGGUACUCGUUCUGCAUCACCACCGCCGUAUCGUUCGUCUAUGCGUUCGGGUUCGUGCAAUUGGUGCCGCAGUUGAUCAUCAAUUACAAAUUGAAGAGUGUGGCGCAUCUACCGAUGAAGUCGAUGGCGUACAAGUUCUUCGGGACGAUCAUUGAUGAUUUGGCAGCUUUCGUCGUUAAACAACCUUUGGUGAGUCCGAGCAAGCGCGGACGAGGACGCUUGACUUCAAUGCUCACCACCCGAUCGACUCUGCACCCCUUCAGUUUCACCGCCUCGCCGUCUUCCGAGAUGACGUCGUCUUCCUCGUCCUCCUCGUAAGUUCGAAAGUCAAGCAAAUCUUAUGAUCCGUGCUCUCUCUCUCUCCUCGCGCCUUUCGUUCGUGUUGUACUGACACGCACCACGCACCCCUUUUCUGAAAUCGCCGUAGUACCAAAUGUACAUCUACCGCGUAGACCCGACCCGAGCGAACGAGUACGGUCAAAAAUUGACCGAGGACGAAGCCAAGAGGUUGUUGGAGGAGAAGAAGGAGGUGGAGGCGAAGGCCGCGAAAGGGGAGGGGGUGAAGGAAGUGUCGGCAGAGGAGAGGAAGAAACAAUAG
Molecule: messenger RNA, 2815 nt
Organism: Microbotryum saponariae
Lineage: Eukaryota; Fungi; Basidiomycota; Microbotryomycetes; Microbotryales; Microbotryaceae
Source: the annotation of a GenBank genome assembly